Molecule: messenger RNA, 2249 nt
Organism: Benincasa hispida (wax gourd)
Lineage: Eukaryota; Viridiplantae; Streptophyta; Magnoliopsida; Cucurbitales; Cucurbitaceae
Gene: NCED3
Product: nine-cis-epoxycarotenoid dioxygenase 3
Biological process (GO): carotene catabolic process
Cellular component (GO): chloroplast stroma
Molecular function (GO): carotenoid dioxygenase activity
Source: RefSeq, a predicted model, not a curated record
UUUCCCUCAUCAACACUCUCUCUCUAACUCCAUUUCUUUCUUUCUUUUAUACAAACAAACAAACAAACAAACAAACCCCUUCAACCCUUUUCUCAAUUUCUUCAUUUCAAUUCCUUUCUAUUAUGGCUUCUUCUUCUUCUUCUUCUUCUUCACUCCUCAAAUCUCCUCUUUCCUCUCCAAUGCUGCAAAAUCUCUCUCUAAAUUCAAAUUAUGGCAGAAACAGAGUUGCUCCCACCUGUUCUCUCCAUACACCUUCUAUUAUUCAAAUUCCUAAGCAUUCCCACACUGCAUUUCCAUCUCCACUUAAGACUACGGUUCCGCCUUCCCCUCCCUCCCUGUCCUCCCCCUCCCACGACUGGAAUUUCUUGCAACGGGCUGCUGCUAUCGCGCUUGAUGCCGUUGAGAAUGCUCUGGUUUCUGCAGAGAGGAAGCAUUCCUUGCCCAAGACGGCGGACCCUGCUGUUCAAAUUGCUGGGAAUUUCGCUCCCGUGCCCGAGCAGCCGGUUCGGAAGGGCUUGCCCGUCACUGGCAAAGUUCCUGACUCUAUCCGAGGGGUUUAUGUGCGAAACGGGGCGAACCCACUUCACGAACCGGUGUCCGGUCAUCACUUGUUUGACGGCGAUGGGAUGGUUCAUGCUGUGGAAUUCUCUGACGGCGGUGCCGUUAGUUACGCUUGCCGCUUCACGGAGACUCAACGCCUGGUUCAGGAGCGAGCUUAUGGCCGCCCGGUUUUCCCUAAGGCAAUCGGCGAACUUCAUGGCCACUCUGGGAUUGCUCGGCUCAUGCUUUUCUAUGCCAGAGGAUUAUUUGGCCUUGUCGAUCAUAACCAUGGAAUCGGAGUCGCUAACGCCGGUCUGGUCUUUUUCAACGGACGGCUUCUUGCCAUGUCCGAAGACGAUUUGCCUUACCAAAUCACAGUCACUCCGGCGGGUGAUUUGAAAACCGUCGGCCGAUUUGAUUUCCAUGGCCAACUGACAUCCACAAUGAUAGCCCACCCGAAACUCGACCCUGUUUCUGGGGAGAUGUUUGCUUUAAGCUACGAUGUAAUCCAAAAGCCAUAUUUGAAAUACUUCAAAUUCUCGCCGGAGGGGGAGAAAUCACCGGACGUCGAAAUUCCCUUGCCUCAGCCAACGAUGAUGCACGAUUUCGCAAUUACAGAGAAAUUCGUCGUAAUUCCCGACCAGCAGGUGGUUUUCAAGUUGCCGGAGAUGAUCCGCGGCGGGUCUCCAGUGGUCUACGACAAAGAAAAAAUCUCCCGAUUCGGAAUUUUGGACAAAAAUGCCACAGAUGCCAACGCCAUUAAAUGGAUUGAAGCUCCUGAUUGCUUCUGUUUCCAUCUCUGGAACGCUUGGGAAGAACCGGAAACUAACGAAAUCGUCGUAAUUGGGUCGUGCAUGACGCCACCGGACUCCAUUUUCAACGAAUGCGAAGAGAAUUUGAAAUCCGUUUUGUCGGAAAUUCGUUUGAAUCUCUCCACCGGAAAAUCGACCCGUCGGCCAAUCAUCGCCGAAACAGAGCAAGUGAACUUAGAGGCCGGAAUGGUGAACCGAAAUCGGCUUGGAAGAAAAACCCAGUUCGCUUAUCUUGCUCUAGCAGAGCCAUGGCCAAAAGUUUCUGGUUUUGCGAAGGUCGAUCUCUUCACCGGAGAAAUCAGAAAGUAUCUGUAUGGCGAUCAGAGGUACGGCGGCGAGCCUCUGUUUCUACCUAGAGAAGGGGCAGAAGCAGAAGACGACGGCCACAUCUUGGCUUUUGUUCACGACGAGAAGGAAUGGAAAUCGGAGCUUCAGAUCGUUAACGCUAUGACUUUGGAGCUUGAAGCAACUGUGAAGCUUCCUUCUCGAGUUCCUUAUGGCUUCCAUGGAACUUUCAUAAGCUCCAAGGAUUUGCAGAAGCAGAUACGGUAAAAAGACGAGGUAAAUUAUAAUAACAUAAGGUAAAAAAAAUACAGAAAAAAAUAGGAGAUUUUUACCUGUGGGAUGAGUGUGUUUUUACGUCCCCGGAAUCUCCUCUGCUUUUCUCUGUUCGGUAGGAAAAGAAGUUGUGGGGGGUGUAAAGUAUAAUUACAGACUUUGUUGGGGUGAUAAUGUAAGUAGGAUUGAAAGUGAGGGGUUUUGAGAAACCAAGCUUGAAGCUUUUGGGUUUAGGGUAGGAAUGAAGCUCAGCUGGUUUCUGUUUAUUCUUUCACUCUUUUGUGAAUUAUUGAUUUUUAUAAAGUAAAUAUUAUAUACUUUAAUUUCAAUUACUAUAAA